AUGAAGAUGCUCGAACAAGAAGAAGAGGCUGACACGGAAGUGACAUGGGAAGAUCAGCAGAACAUCAACGCUUUCAGCAGACUGCACAUGCGCGUGCAAGAUCUUGAAGCUCUUUACGAGGAAAAGAAGAAAGAGAAAGAGUACCUCGACGAUCUGUCUUCGGAGCUGGAAUUAGCGGACGAGGACGAGCCAGUCAAAUACCGAAUUGGCGACGCAUUUGUGUCGCUCUCGCUACCUGCAUGCCAGGAACGCUUAAAGAACGAGCAAAAGACGUUGACGGAAGAGUUGGAGGGAUAUAGCACAAAGAUUGACAGCCUGGCGGAGGAUAUGAAUAAGCUCAAGGUGCUUCUGUAUAAGAAAUUUGGGAACAGCAUCAACCUUGAGCGGUGA
Messenger RNA from Fimicolochytrium jonesii, 390 nucleotides. Its product is annotated as Prefoldin beta-like protein. The record is from RefSeq and is a predicted model, not a curated record. NCBI's taxonomy places the organism in Eukaryota, Fungi, Chytridiomycota, Chytridiomycetes, Spizellomycetales, Powellomycetaceae. Gene Ontology annotation, biological process: protein folding. Gene Ontology annotation, cellular component: prefoldin complex; cytoplasm. The transcript is spliced from 4 exons. Bases 1 to 390 code for a protein of 129 amino acids.